Molecule: messenger RNA, 2145 nt
Organism: Armigeres subalbatus
Lineage: Eukaryota; Metazoa; Arthropoda; Insecta; Diptera; Culicidae
Gene: Ndc80
Product: kinetochore protein NDC80 homolog
Exons: 3
Coding region: 147-2042 (631 amino acids)
Biological process (GO): attachment of mitotic spindle microtubules to kinetochore
Cellular component (GO): Ndc80 complex
Source: RefSeq, a predicted model, not a curated record
AUGAAGCGAAGAAGAUUUACGCGAGGCAAAACACAAAACAAUUCCCUCACGCGCAACCAACCGUCGUUUUUAUUUGUUUCUGCUGAUUAGUAAUUUUUAAUUUCUGUGAAAGUAAUACGAUUGAUUGUCACAAAAAAGCGUUUGAAAUGUCUACCAAAAAACAUAGGACCACAAUGCCUCGGCGGACGGAAGAUUUUGAUUUUCCUGCUCCGCAAUCAUCGGUGAAAAAACCGCCCGCCCAACGGAUGAGUCGCAUCGCCCAACCCGUACGAAAAGCUUCGAAAUCCAAUCUUGGUUUAAAUGAAAAUCGUCGCUCUGCUUCCAAUGACCGUCUCAGUGCCCAUUCAACUGGCAUAGUUCAGCAAACUCCAGCAACUGCUAGAAAAAUGCGGAGCCACAGUGUGACUCCGGCAAGUCGAACACCCCUCAAAAGCAAUGAGAAUUUUCCAAUUCCGUCGACAGUCGAAAAGGACAAGCCCCCAUUGGAGAACCGAGAAUGGAUGAUGGCACAAUGUGAGAGAAUUUGUGACUAUCUGGAAACGAUACCCGAUCUACCCCAGGAAUUUGUGGAGCGACGAAAUUUGAGAACAAUGUCCACAAAACAGUUCCUGGUGAUUAUGAACCACCUGUUUCGGCAAAUCGGAGGCAGUCGAUACAAAUUGGGCACCAAUUUUAUCGACGACAUCAUGAAGACGAUGGCCGAGCUGGAGUAUCCGUAUACGGUUAACAAAUCGAUGCUGAAAACUCCGAACGUACCGCACUCGAUAAAUCACAUCAUCACAAUGAUCGGGUGGCUGGUCCAAUUGGCACCACCAGUCAGUCACGAGAUUUCACCCCUUAAACAUGACGUAGACCUGAUAGAAGAGUUCCCAAAUUGCGAAUUCCAGAAUUUUUUUCUUGAUAAGGCCCAAGAUGGCUUCAGCGUGUGGAAUUUACAGAAAAUGGACGAGUACGAAGCAGUCGUGGAAGCUCUCACUGAUAAACUGGUGGAAGCACGAACCAAUGGGUUGAACCAGCAUCAAGUUCAAGAACGGAUCAGUCAUCUCGAACAAGAAUUUCAGAGUUUGCGUAACAGCACUAUGCAGCAAUGCCGUGAGCAAAGUAUGGAUGCAUUUGUCGAGAACAUCCAGGACCAGCAACAACUGAAAAAGAAGCUUCAUGAGGAAGUUAAAGCUAUCCAAAAACAAGCUAACAAGAUUGAAGAGGAGUACUAUCUCAGGCAGGAAGAUUAUUACGCCAGAGAAAAGAAAAUAGAAGAAUUGAAGCAGCAAAUCGAAACCCAGCAGGUUGAUGCCUCUGAAAGAGACGAAAUCAUAAAUUCGAUAUCAGCAAAUAAGAAUCUGCUAAUAGCAAAAAGACUUGCAGUUAGUACAUUGGAACAAUCUUCGUAUGACCAACAAAUUGCUGUGUCUCGCCUUAUAAAACAAAAAUACAACGUAAUUUCCAAUCUCAAUACGAAUCUGCAUCGAAUGGCGAAUAACCUGAAGCCACUGAUAAGCUUCGAAGUUCCUAUGCUAGAUUUGAAAACCGAGAACUAUGCCACACUAUAUGAUGAUCUUCAAACUAUGAAAGUUCAGACCGAGCAAGUAUUAUCCAAACAGGCUGCAAUAUAUUCCCAGUUGACCGAACAGCAAUGUGCACUGGAGCAUCAGUUAUCCGAUUUGCAAAUGCGCAAUACCACCAUAGACCAGUCUCUCCAGGAAACUGUGUUUCGCUUCGAACAGCUUAAAAAGCAACGUGAAGAACUGAUCGGAGAAUUGAACGCUAUUUCCGCCGAAAACAAUCAGGCCAGUCAGCGGAAAGACGAUGAGCGGCUUCAAAAGUGUAGAGAAAUAGACCAGCUCCAGGAACAGUGUGAGCGGAAUAGAAAAGCGAUUGGGAUGUUGACGGUGGAGAAACAGAAACUGAUGGCACAAAAUUUGGAAGAGUGUCAUCAAAUUUUGAUGGAGAAGAAGCGAAUGCAGAAAGACGUAACCGAGAAGAUCGAAGCGAUGGAAGCCGUGAUUGUGGACAUUGAACGUGUGUUGGGUCCAUUAGGGUAAGUUCUGGAAGUAUACAAAAAAGUCAGAGCUGUGACGUUGCUUAAUAUAUACCACUUUUGUUUAAAUUAUUUUCCAUGUGACCAAUAAAUAACGUUAAAACAUA